Messenger RNA from Capra hircus (goat), 4886 nucleotides. It is a transcript of the gene CHEK2, whose product is annotated as checkpoint kinase 2. The transcript is spliced from 16 exons. NCBI's taxonomy places the organism in Eukaryota, Metazoa, Chordata, Mammalia, Artiodactyla, Bovidae. Gene Ontology annotation, molecular function: protein binding; ATP binding; protein serine/threonine kinase activity. The record is from RefSeq and is a predicted model, not a curated record. Gene Ontology annotation, biological process: protein phosphorylation; mitotic DNA damage checkpoint signaling. The coding region runs from base 363 to 1967 and encodes 534 amino acids. Gene Ontology annotation, cellular component: nucleus; cytoplasm.
CUCCCAGAAAGCAUUGAAGCUGCGGGCGGCCACAUCCGCUGCUUCUCAUUGGUCCAGCGGGAGCGGAGGGGUGUUUUGAUUGGUGGAAGGUGGAGUUUGUAUCUGCAGGUUUAGCGCCACUCCGCUGGCUGCGGCUGCUCUGGGUUGUACUCUUCCAGAGGGGCUCACGCGGGCGGAGAAGUUUUGCUCCAAAGACACAGGAGGUCACACCUCGGCUGAGGUGGUAUCAGAGCAUCAGGUCCUGAAGUCGAAGCUCUGGCAGCACCUCCCUGGUGCACUUUCAGGAAACCUCAUCGGACUUUUGCAUCUGGAAGGACGUUUGUGUCUGGAAGGCCUGUGUAAAUGCAAUAAUCUAUGUGGUGAUGUCUCGGGAGACGAAUGUGGAGUGUCAGCAGCCCCGCGGCAGCGCCUCCCCGCAGUUCCAAGGCGGCUUCUCGCAGUCCCAAGGUCCCUCCUCGCAGCUACACAGCUCUUCUUCACAGUCCCAGGGCACAUCCAGCCAGUCCUCUCACUCCAGCUCUGGCACGCUGAGCUCCUUAGACACAGUGUCCACGCAGGAACUCUAUUCUAUCCCGGAGGACCAAGAACCGGAGGAGCCUGUCCCUGCCCCUUGGGCUCGAUUAUGGGCCCUUCAGGAUGGAUUCUCCAAUCUUGAUUGUAUUAAUGACAGCUACUGGUUUGGGAGGGAUAGAAACUGUGAAUACUGCUUCGAUGAACCCCUGCUGAAAAGCACCGAUAAAUACCGGACAUACAGCAAGAAACACUUUCGGAUCUUCAGAGAAAUGGGUCCUAAAAACUCUUACAUCGCAUACAUAGAAGAUCACAGUGGGAAUGGAACCUUUGUAAAUAGAGAGCUUGUAGGGAAAGGAAGACGCCUUCCUUUGAGUAACAAUUCUGAAAUUGCACUUUCAGUAUGGAGUAAUAAAGUUUUUGUAUUUUUUGAUCUGACUGUAGAUGAUCAGUCAGUGUAUCCUAAGGAAUUAAGAGACGAAUACAUCAUGUCAAAAACUCUUGGAAGCGGUGCCUGUGGUGAGGUGAAGCUAGCUUUCGAGAGGAAGACAUGUAUGAAAGUGGCCAUAAAGAUCAUUAGCAAGAGGAAGUUUGCUAUCGGCUCUGAGAGAGAGGCAGAUCCGGCACUCAAUGUUGAAACAGAAAUAGAAAUUUUGAAGAAACUAAAUCAUCCUUGUAUCAUCAAGAUUAAAGACUUUUUUGAUGCUGAAGAUUAUUAUAUUGUUUUGGAAUUGAUGGAAGGAGGAGAGCUGUUCGACAGGGUGGUGGGGCAUAAACGCCUGAAAGAAGCCACAUGCAAGCUCUAUUUUUACCAGAUGCUCCUGGCCGUGCAGUACCUUCAUGAAAAUGGCAUUAUACAUCGGGACUUAAAGCCAGAGAAUGUUCUACUAUCAUCUCCAAAGGAGGACUGCCUUAUAAAGAUUACUGAUUUUGGGCAGUCCAAGAUUUUGGGGGAGACCUCUCUGAUGAGAACCUUAUGUGGUACCCCCACCUAUCUGGCUCCGGAGGUUCUCAAUUCCUUUGGAACUGCUGGAUAUAACCGUGCUGUGGACUGCUGGAGUUUAGGAGUUAUUCUUUUCAUUUGCCUUAGUGGGUAUCCACCUUUCUCUGAGCAUAAGACUCAAGUGUCAUUGAAGGAUCAGAUCACCAGUGGAAAAUACAACUUCAUUCCUGAAGUCUGGGCAGAGGUCUCAGAGAAGGCUCUGGAUCUCGUCAAGAAGUUGUUGAUAGUGGAUCCAAAGGCGCGUUUUACGACAGAAGAGGCUUUAAGACACCCGUGGCUUCAGGACGAGGACAUGAAGAGAAAAUUUAACAACUUGCUUUCUGAAGAAGAUAAGUUGAUGGCUCUGCCCCAGGUCUCUGCCCAGCCUUCCACAAGUCGAAAGCGGCUUCUUGAAGGGGAAGCAGAGAAUGCCGACCCCACGAAGCGCCUGGCUGUGUGCGCGGCUGUCUCGUGAACACUGGUGGACCACGAAAGAAGUGUACCUUCUUGAACCCCUCUGCUGCCAUUUUCUUUAAAUAUGUUUUGUACAGUUUGUAUUUCAUUAUGGGAACAGCUGCUUUUCCACACCCACUGAUACACAAUUCAAAAUGUGAUGGAACCUGGGCUUUGUGCUUCUGUGUGUUGAUCAGCUCUUAGCUACAUGCCUUUAGUGUGUAUGUAUUUGAUACGUAUACUUCUGGUGCUUCUACUUUGGCUGUAACUAGACGUGUUUCUGAGGAUACAUCCCUGGGUAAGCUGUGUACAAGUUCUAAAGACCCCUUAGAAAGUUGCAGGGGGAGGGGCACAGCAAGUCAGGGUGGGGUUUGUUGAAAGUGGCUGGUUGCCAGAGUCUUUACCAGACAGUUGGUACUUUGGUGCCUGUACCAUGGCCCACUUUUGUGAUUUUUAUUUUAAUUUUUUAAAUUCAAUUUUUAUUUUUUUGGUUGCACAGCUUUCGGGAUCUUAGUCCCCUGAACAGGGAUCAAACCUGUGCCCCUCUGCAGUUGAAUCAUGACAUCCUAACCUCUGGACCAUCAGGGAAUUCCCCCAUGGUUUUAGAGUCCCAUUCUCACCCUCAUGGUCCCUAAAAUCACAGACCCAGAUAAGUUGUGAAAAUCAAAAACUUCUUGAUUAUAGGAAAAAGACCAGAAACACUGACUGUGUUUGAAAUGUGAAAAAGGCAUGUGUGCUUGUCCUAUUGACCCAAUGAUGACCAAGAAGACCCUGUGUAAAGUGCCUGCCUUGGUUGGUCUUGUCUAGUGAUUCAAUGUGCUAGGUCCUCUGAUUAUCAUCAUGUUAUAAGUGGGGAACCCAGACCGAAGAAGUGAGGUGACUUACUCAAUGUCACACAGCUAGGAAGUGGCAGAACUGGGACCCAGCCCAGGGCUUCCUGACUCAAAUCUUGUUCCCUAUCUCCUCUGUCCCUUGUUCGAUCAGACUUAGGGAUGUAGACUCACAGACAAAACUCGUGUGAGGCUGGUGUCUAAAUCUUGAAUACUGGUAUGUUCAAUCAUGAUGGAUGGAUACAACCCCAUAAUCUGUGGAAGUUGAGACAUCUUGGGGACAAGGAACAGAAGCCCAUUCAAAUUACUUCAUGGAAAAGGGGAUUUGUUUCGGCCUUAGCCUGGGCAGUUCUAAUGGCUGGCUUCUCUUGUCUCUUUCCAACCCACUGAAUUUGCCUCUCUGGUCACUUUGGCUGACUGAUGCUAGGCCACAUUGUAGUUUGCUGACCGUGCCGUGAGUUGAGUGCCUUGGUUCGGAUGCUGCUGUUGAGCCAGCCAGGGGAGGGUGAGGGGCACACAGCUGUUGCCCCAGGCAGUGAGGGUGAUGGUUGGCAAUGGAAAUUAAAAGGGUGUGUAGGCAUUCUGAGGCUUGGCUGGCCUGUUGCUGAGGGCUAGAUGGGGAUUUAGGUGGUUUGCAUAUUUUAAGGAAUGAGGCAGAGAUUGCCAAGUUAGAUGGGUUUCAGCUCAUUUGAAUACUUAAUGUGAAGGCUGUGGUUUCUUAGGGCAUCUUUCCCUCUUGGGGUAGUCAACCAGCCCGUCUCUGUUUUCAGUGCACUCUGUGAUUACACCUACCAUGGGUAAUGGCCUCCAAAGAUGUUCUUAUCCUAGUCCGCAGAAUUUAUGAAUAUGUUCCUUUUUCAUGGCAAAAGAGAUUUUGCAGGUGUGAUUAAGUGAAGGAUCUUGAGAUGGGAAGGUUAUCCUGUUUUAUCAAAGUGGGCCCGUGUUGUCACAGUGUUCCUUUUAAGAGGGACACGGAGAGUCAAGAGUCAGAAGAGAGGGAGUGGUAUUCUUUGAAAACAGGAAGAGGCCACAAGCCAUGGACUACAGGCAGUCACUAGCAUCUGACCAAAAGCAAUGGAUUCUCUCCUCAGAGCCCCCUGAAAGAACCACUGCUUUUACUUUACACCUUGACUUUAGUCACAUGAAACUGAUUUUAGACUUCUGACCUCCACACUUAACAGAAUAAAUAUGUACUGUUUUAAACCACCGAGAUUGUGGUAGUUUGCUACAGCAGCCAGAGGAAACAUAUACUCACUAAUGAGACAUCAGCUGCUGAUCUGGGGAUACCAAGCAUCCACUUCCACUUCUUAACCUCAUACUCCACUUUUCUUUAGGGGGGAAUUCUUUUCCCCUAUCCCAUGAGUUCAUAGUGGGAGGGGGAGAUGGUACCUAAGAAGCCAAAGGGGUCCCUAGAGGCCUUUCCCCUGGUAGAGCUCCUCCCACUGACCACCCAGCUGGAGGUGGGCACAGGACUGAAACAUAAGCAAAUGGAGCUGGGAUGGCAGCAUUAGUAGGAGCAAUCAGAAGGGGGGGGGUCCCUUUUUCCACCUGCCCCACCACCCCCCGCCAUGUCCUGGCAGGGCUGACCCCACUCCCUUCCUAGAGGGGCUCCAUAUGGUCCAUUCUGGCCAGUCUUGCUGUGAUAGGCUCAGGCAGAUGCAUGUGACUCAAAGGGGCCCUAAAGAAAGAAAACCCAAGCCUUUGGCUGGAACUUCUGGGAAACAGUUCCUGCUGUGAAUAUGUAAAGUCACAUGCAUAAAUUAUGGGAAGUUAGGAUGAGAACACCUUUGGAGGCCAUUAUUCACCCUACCCUGGUAGAGGUGUGAGCUGGGAAGUGCCUGGGACACUGGGGAGAACUGUAUGAGAAUGAAGUCAUCACAGACAGAAGCAGAGCUGAGAUGUAGAAUGACUGAGCUUAUUGUAUGAGUACCUGAAUCCAACUAUCCCUUUAGUGAGGUACCAACCAGGACUUUGAUUUGUUCCCUUAGUUGAUUUACUUCAGGUUGAGUUUUUUAAAUUAAAAAAACAAAUUAUUUUAAUUUUUUUCAUUGUUUGGUCACUUGUGUCUGGAAAAGGCCAGACUAAUAAAUCCAACCAUUUGCAAACUCUAA